AUGAGUAGCAUCUACUGUGGGAAUUCUUCAGCUAAGAUGAGCGUCAACGAAGUCUCAGCUUUCUCUUUGACUCUUGAGCAAAAAACUGGCUUUGCCUUCGUUGGGAUUUUGUGUAUCUUCUUGGGACUUCUUAUUAUCAGAUGCUUCAAAAUUCUGCUAGACCCCUAUAGUAGCAUGCCUUCUUCUACAUGGGAAGAUGAAGUGGAGGAGUUUGAUAAGGGAACAUUUGAAUAUGCACUUGCGUGA
Dipodomys spectabilis (banner-tailed kangaroo rat) is the source of this 246-nucleotide messenger RNA. RefSeq names its product cortexin 2 (gene Ctxn2). The transcript has a single exon. NCBI's taxonomy places the organism in Eukaryota, Metazoa, Chordata, Mammalia, Rodentia, Heteromyidae. The record is from RefSeq and is a predicted model, not a curated record. Bases 1 to 246 code for a protein of 81 amino acids.